AACAAAUUUAGGGGAAAACUGGGCGGGAAAUGCGGGAGAAAGAGAAUCGAAGGUGAUGACCUCGUCCAGUGGGGGAGCCGACGAUGCUCCCGAUCUCGUAUGCCAGCUCGACAGCGUUCAGGGCAUGGUCGACGCUCUCUCCUCCGUCCGCUGGAAGCGUCACCAGUCAGGAUGCAGUCGUCGAGCUAUCGGAACACGGCAUCGUCCUCAUCGUGGAGGAGACCGGCUGCCUCCAGGCCAAGGUCUACCUGAAGCGCGAGCUAUUUCUGGUAUAUGAGUAUGCUGCGGAGGGGCGGCCGAGGUUUGGACUGAGUUUGGGGCUGUUCGUCGACUGCCUCAACACAUUUUCUGCGCCUGGGCAUGCCCCUGUGAUCGAAAUCCGGUAUCCUGGUCCUGAUAUGCAGCUCCUUCUUAAGUCGGUGGAUUCCCCUGAUGCUUGCAUUUAUGCGGAGAUUAGAACCAGAAUCCCAGACACCAUAUCCUGGGACUACCACUUCGAACCAACAGGGAAUGUUCCUGUCAGUUUUACUGUUAGGUCUGCUGUGCUGAAAGAAGCAAUUGAUGAUCUCGAAUGGCCAGGUUCCAGCAUCCAGAUACUCCUACAACCAGACCCUCCUUCUGUUACUUUUAGAGCUGAAGGUCAUGGUGAUCUGCAGAUAGAGUUUCCGUACUAUGCCAAUGCUGACCUUUUAAUCGCAUUCCAAUGCGAUCACCAUGUCUCAUACAGGUACAAGUACAAGUUCCUUCGUGCAACAACUUCCAAUAUUCCUAGUAGCGUCAUUAAGGACAAUAGAGGAAGCAAAGUGACAAUUGGGAGAGGUGGGAUGUUGAAGAUCCAGCACCUGGUUUCAGUGGCCAAACAAGGUGUCCAUCACCCUUAUAGUGAUUCUGCUGGUCUUCAGCAGCCUAGCCGUAUUGCUUAUAUCGAGUUCUUUGUAAAACCAGAGGAAGAUGAGGGCCCUAUAAAUGAUUCUUAGGAACCUAACAUGGCUGUCAUGGUGACACUCAUGACAUAUGAUCUACCAAAGGGGUUUUGUAUGCUCAGUUUUCUAGGAAUUCUGUCUCUAAUAACAUAAGUUGUGCAAAUAUUUUAUUAAUAUGCAUUAGAGUAUUAACCUUAUGGAACUUGUAAGAUAUGAAUAUAUUUAGUUGUCCAACACCAGAUCACAUAGUAAAUGUAUUCAUAAAUCUGAAAAUAGUGAAAACAGUAGUUUCAACAAGUAAUCAAUAUAUAUAUUUUUUUGGUU
This is a messenger RNA of Elaeis guineensis (African oil palm), 1247 nucleotides long. The record is from RefSeq and is a predicted model, not a curated record. Lineage: Eukaryota; Viridiplantae; Streptophyta; Magnoliopsida; Arecales; Arecaceae.